AUGUCUACCAAGGCAGCUCUCAAAAGCAUCAAUGAUGCCGUGCGCGAGAAGAACUAUGAUGAUGCCAUUCAGAAAGCCCGGGAGUUGUUGAAAAAGGACCCUAAGCAUUACCAGGCGCAUAUCUUCCUGGGUUUCGCGUUGGAUCAGAAGAACAAACUGGAUGAGGCUGAGGCCAUCUACGAAGCAGCAGCCAAGCUGCGUCCUGAAGACGCACCGGCUUGGCAGGGCCUCAUCAAGCUGUAUGAGAAGCAAGGUGCCAAGAAGCUGCAGGAGUAUCACCGAGCCGCGGUCAGCCUGGCCCAAGUCUUUCACAAGGCGGAAGACAUGUACAAGUGCCAAGAUGUUGUUGACAAGUUUGUCGACUUUGCCCGAGCCCAUGGAGAUCAGUUACAGUACGCCGAUGCCUUGCGCAUCAGGCUCCCUGAGAGCCCCUUGUUUCCGAUACUCGAGGGCCGCUUCCCGCACCCCGCCAAGACGUACGAAAGCAUCGUUCUCAUCCUCGAGGCGUAUGAGAAGAAGACCAUCAACACGCUCAUUGGAGAGCGGCGGACGAGGCUGGGCGCAACGUUGACCGACGUCACCCUGGAGGUGAAGCGCGAGGUCUACCAAAAGAGCAACCUAGAGCACUUUUACCGGCAACUCAUCAACUGGACGACUGACGAUGAUGCGAGGAGAAACUACGAGGAAAAGUUGAUCCAGUACUGCUACGACCAUGUCGCCGUGGCGCCUGCGGGGCCGCAAAAGACAGCUGAACAGCAAAAGGUUCUCGGAUUGGCGAACGACAUGGUCAUCAUCAAGCACCCCUUCCGAUUGGCCUGGGAAAUUGCCAUCAACUGGCAGGAUAAGAAGGAGAUUCGUGACUACGACGUGGAUCUGCUGAGGAACUACUGCAGCUUCUUCCCGGAAACCGAUUUGUACAAGAUCAUCACCGGGUUUUUGACAAGCCACUUUUCUCCUUUCCCAUCACCGCCGCCAGAACCCAAAACGGCCGCCUCCCCCGAUAAUGAGACAUCGGAGGAUAGCGACGAGGAGGACGGUGGCGCGCCAACCUUUGUGGUCCCCCUGACCGAGGAAGAUCGGCUAAUCAUGAUGACUGACGGCAUCUCAACCUCGGAAUCCGUCUUUGGCUACAGACUCGUGGGGGAAUACUUACUGCGAUCCGGGGAGUACGAGUCCACGGUGGAGUUGAUGCGCAAGGCCAUGCCUUUCCUUGCCAAGGAAAAGCAAAGGAUUGGCAUGUCAUACCAGAACACGGAAGAUGCGUAUUCCAUCUCUCUUGCGACCGCGCUCAUCUACUAUCAGUCACCGAGACACCACCAAGAGGCCAAACGUCUGUUUGACAAAGUUUUGGAGCAUGAUGCAACGUCAACGCCUGCCAUGAUUGGCGUAGGCCUGAUCUUUGAGGAGGAGGAGGACUACGAAGAGGCGAUUGACUUCCUCACGCGCGCAUUGGCCCGAGACCGUUCAAAUCUGCGUGUCAAAUCCGAGGCUGCCUGGGUCAAGGCGCUUAGGGGAGAUUGGCAAACCGCUCUAGGAGAGUUGCAGGAGUGUGUGGAGCCGUUGGAAAAGCAAGGGGAAGCGGCCAAAGAGCUGUUGGCCGACACCCAGUACCGCAUCGGAAUGUGCAUCUGGAACCUGGAGACGGACCGCCAGUCUCGGAAGCGGAAGAAGGGCGAGUGUGCCUAUGCUUACUGGCUCAAGGCGCUGAACAACUCGCUGAACCAUGCCCCGACGUACACCAGCCUGGGCAUCUUCUACGCCGACUACGCAUCGGACAAGAAGCGGUCGAGGCGGUGCUUCACAAAAGCUCUGGAGCUGUCGUCGUCGGAAGUGACUGCGGCCGAACGGUUGGCCCGCUCCUUUGCAGACGAUGGCGACUGGGAUCGAGUGGAGCUGGUUGCUCAGCGCAUCAUCGACUCGGGCAAGGUGAAGCCUCCGCCGGGGUCUAAGCGGAAGGGUAUCAGCUGGCCAUUUGCGGCCCUUGGUGUUGCGGAACUGAACAAGCAAGACUUCCACAGGUCCAUUGUGUCGUUUCAAGCCGCCCUCAGAAUCUCCCCGAAUGACUACCACUCCUGGGUUGGACUCGGCGAGAGCUACCACAGCUCUGGACGCUACAUUGCAGCGACCAAGGCCAUCCUCAAUGCCAAGAAGUUGGAGGAGGAGUCCAAGGUGGACGUGUCUGCAGACACUUGGUUUACCAACUACAUGCUUGCUAACAUCAAGCGGGAACUGGGCGAGUUUGAUGAGGCUAUCACACUCUAUCAGACGGUUCUGGAGACCCAUGCCGAAGAGGAAGGAGUGAUUCUCGCGUUGAUGCAGACUAUGGUGGACAAUGCCGUCACGAGCGUGGAUAGAGGCCUGUUUGGGAAGGCGGUUCAUCUAGCCAUGGAUGCCAUUGACUUUGCCACAAAGAGAAGUGGCAGCGUUCUGGAAACCUUCAACUUCUGGAAGAGCAUCGCCGAGGCUUGCUCUAUAUUCAGUACGGUUCAGAGCCGAACGGCAGACUUUCCUCUCGACUCCAUCAAGCCGCUGCUGGAGUCUCGGCCACAAGAGGCUUUUGAUAUCCUCGCCAAUGUUGACAAGGUUGGCACCGAUGUCGUCUAUCAAAAAGUCGAGACAAACGAGCAUUUCAGCCUUGAGAUUGCGGCAUGCAUACACGCAACGAUCUUGAGCUACAAGCAGGCCAUCCACGUAUCGAGCGGCGAUAUUCACGCACAGGCCGUUGCGUACUAUAACCUGGGAUGGGCCGAAUAUCGGGCUCAUACAUGCCUGCCAUCACAGCUACGGAAGAAGCCGAGCCCCUACCUAAGGGCUGCUGUAAGAGCUUUCAAGCGAUCCAUUGAACUAGAGGCCAGCAAUGCGGAUUUCUGGAACUCCCUAGGAGUGGUGACGAGCGAAAUCAACCCUGCCAUUGCCCAGCACGCCUUUGUCAGAAGUCUGCACUUGAACGAGCGUAGUCCAGUGACUUGGACGAACUUGGGGACAUUGGCAUUGCUGUCAGGAGACUUGAAGCUCGCCAACGAAGCCUUUACGAGGGCCCAGUCAAACGACCCGGAUUAUGCGCAUGCCUGGCUCGGCCAGGGCUUUGUGGCACUCUUGCUCGGCGAGGCCAAGGAGGCCAGGAGCCUCUUUACACACGCCAUGGAGAUUUCGGAAUCGUCAUCGCUGCCUGCACGCCGUCAUUACUCGUCUUCGCUUUUUGAUCACAUCUUGACGGCACCGCUCAAUCUGAACGUGGCGUCGCUGAUCCAGCCGCUCUUUGCCGUGAACCAGGUGCAGAGCCUGCGGCCCGAUGAUUUGACCUUUGUGCACCUCGGAACCCUCCUGCAAGAGCGCACGGGCGAAAGUUCCCGCGCCGUCGCCACUCUGGAGAGGAUUUGCGAGAAGCUCGAGGCCAACUACGAAAAGACCGAGUCCGCUGAUGACCUCGCCAGGUUCACGCUGGCUCGGACAGACCUUGCGCGGGCAUACCUCGCCUCUGGAUCGUACGAGCAGGCCGUCGAGUGCGGCGAGAUGGCGCUAGGAUUGAGCGGCGACGAGAGCGAGAGCGAGCUGACGAGUGACCAGCGCAAGAAGGCCCGGCUGUCGGCGCACUUGACCGUUGGGCUUGCGCAGUACUAUCUCAAGGCGUAUGACGAUGCAGAGAAGUGCUUCGAGUCAGCGUUGGAAGAGUCCGACAACAAUCCUGACGCGACAUGCUUGCUCGCUCAGGUCCUAUGGGCCCAGGGCACCGAAGCCGCAAGAGAACGGGCGCGCAAUGCCCUGUUUGAGGUCAUUGAGAAGCAGCCCGAUCACGUACAGAGCGUGCUGCUCCUGGGCGUCAUCGCCCUGUUGGACCAGGACGAGGCAAGCCUGGAAGCCGUAGUCGAAGAGCUCCAAGGGCUGCGAACAAACGACAAGGUGACGGCCAAAGAGCAGUCCCGCAUCGGCCAAGUCCUGCGAGCCGUGGCCGCCCUCGGCGAAGGCAAGACACAGCAGGACAUGAUUUCGCAGGUGCAGACGGACAUUAUGCUCUAUCCUUACCUCCCACACGGCUGGUCAUCCCUUGCUGAAACAGCGGGAGAAGACGGCGACUAUCCGGCCGAGGUGUCGCUCAUGGUGGCGGCCAGGGGCAUUCCGCCGCGGGGGACGCUGGAAGCGCAUGACUUGGCCAAGGCGUAUGCCGGCACGGGCAGAGUUGCGGAUGCGCAGAGAGCGGCAUUCUUGGCUCCUUGGGAGGGAGCUGGUUGGAGUGCUUUGGAAAUUAGCGUUGAGGGCAUGUGA
This is a messenger RNA of Trichoderma reesei QM6a, 4263 nucleotides long. RefSeq lists its product as uncharacterized. Gene Ontology annotation, cellular component: Ski complex. Gene Ontology annotation, molecular function: protein binding. The record is from RefSeq and is a predicted model, not a curated record. The transcript is spliced from 2 exons. Lineage: Eukaryota; Fungi; Ascomycota; Sordariomycetes; Hypocreales; Hypocreaceae. The coding region runs from base 1 to 4263 and encodes 1420 amino acids.